AUGGAACGCAACCACGGAGAAACCAGUUUCAAUGCUGCUACUAAUGUAUUCCCGGGCGAAUGCACCGAGUUUAGUGAUCUGCUAGACCAGGCCGGCUUUUCUGGCCUUGGCUUCGCCUCGCAGAAUCCGUUCAGUAAUGCAGUCAAUCCUCAAUUAUUGCACCCAGUCUCGGGCUUAGGAGAAGUCCCAGGAGUCAACUCAUAUUCUCCGUUCGGAUCCACCGAAAUUGUUGGUUCCGUCGUAUCGGAUGCGCGGGCUGAAACAAGUACUAUCUCAAACCCACCGCCUAAGACUGGGAAGCGACUCUCUCUUAACUCAGUCCGCAUUCUCAACAAAUGGCUCUUGAAUCAUACACAUCACCCUUAUCCCAGCGUCCGAGAUGUCGAGGCGAUCGAGAGGCAGACAGGCUUGACUCGACAACAAAUCUUGAACUGGUUCGCCAAUGCUCGUCGUAGAAAGAAGUUCAACCCGCCAGAAACAACAGAUACAAGUUCGGCAGAGGCUAGCCCCCGUGACAUACCCCUACGUCGGCCACCUACACCGAUCGUCCAACAAAGUCCACUCGAGCGAUGGGAGAAUUCACCACCUGAAGACGAGCCAUCCACCAUGGCCGCUAUUGCAAGGGCGGUAUCGGGCGCGAGUGAUUCCAUCAACCAACCCCACAGCACGCCAACGAGACACGGCAGGGCACCAUCAUCGACCGGUACCUGGGCGACAACUGAUACUUCUGAUUCAAGUCGAAGCUCUAAAGCCUCGGGCUACUCAUAUACAUCCAAUCGGUCACUCAACAGAGUCAUCAAGAAGCGUCGGCGAGGAGGUCUACGGACCAGAAGUGAUGACAAGAGAGGUCUCUCUGUUGCUUGCCAUCGCUUUCAAUGUACCUUCUGCACUGAGACGUUCAAGUUGAAACAUACGUGGUCCAGACACGAGAAGACACAACACCUGUCUCUUGAGCAAUGGGAGUGUUCCCCUCUCGGCCCAACAGCUGUCAACGAGAAUUCUGAGACUGUCUGUGUUUAUUGCGGUUUUGGGGACCCAGAUGAAUCUCACUUCGAGGAGCAUAAUCAUGACCUGUGCCGUAAACGUGAAAGAGGAGAGCGGAUAUUCUACAGAAAGGAUCAUCUACGACAACACCUUCGCCUCGUCCACGGAUCGGAAUUCAUGAAGUGGCCAAUGGAGGAAUGGAAGUCUAAACAUGAGGAUAUCAUAUCACGUUGCGGUUUCUGUGAUAUUACUAUGACGACAUGGUCUGAGCGGGUGAAUCAUCUAGCGGGGCAUUUCAAGGAGGGGAAGACCAUGGCAGAUUGGAGAGGGAACUGGGGAUUUGAUGCUGCAACGCUAGAUAUGGUGGAGAAUCACAUGCCCCCGUACCUCAUUGAUUACGAGCGCAACUCGCCUCUUCCGUUUUCUACGCAACAGGGUGCACCGUAUAGUUCAACAAGCGCCUUUGAACUACUACAAUUGGAGCUCGACUACUUCUACUUUAACUAUACCGACAUCAAUCAUUGCAUUCCAUCUCAUGAGACUCUUCAUCUUGAAGCCUGCUGCAUCAUCUUCGGAGCGGAAAUGAACUACCAACACCCUGCAACGGCAACAUCCUGGCUUCGCGAUCUCAUAAUGAGCACACAAGAUAUCAUCAACAAAGCACGAAUGACGCCUAUGAAGAGUGCAGCUAGGUCGAGGUUCUCAGAGUUGAAGAUUCAUAGCAAGAAAGAUAUCUUUGAGGACUGCAAGCUUGAGACGGCGCUGAGGCAGUAUGUUGAUAUGCUCCAGUUGUUAAACCUGGAGAUUGGAGAUGUCGAGUUACAGACGGAGGCUUGUUCCAUCAUCAACCAUAUGCCUGAUGCUUCGCCUAUGUUCAGUCAGCUGUUGAUUGGGUUGGUUUAUCGGUCAACAAGGUGGCUGGCUUCGUUCCGAGAGAGAGUAGGACUGCCGCCAUCUGAAGUUGUUUCAUCAAACACACAAGAAGGCCUUAUUUCUCCUCUACUUUCAGCCAGUCCUUUUCCCGCUAUAUCCAGUGGCGACCAUGAGCAUUGGAUACCACCGAACAUUCCCAGCUCCCCACAUAUAUCUCAUGGACAGAAGAUCGUGUCGCUGAAUGACGGCAACAUGUACAGAGGUCUGACCAGAGACUUGACCCGCUACGUUGCGAGAACCAUUUCGCCUCUGAAUCCAACAAGUCACAUCCCAACUGACGAAGAACUUCAAUACCAAGCACGUUGGAUUAUGUACGACAGUCACGACGUAUGGAAUCAGACUCCAGCGGAUAAUCUGGACUGGCUGACCGAGUUCAAGAGAGACUCUGGCUUCUUCUAG
This is a messenger RNA of Fusarium fujikuroi IMI 58289, 2316 nucleotides long. Its product is annotated as related to monocarboxylate transporter 4. The record is from RefSeq and is a predicted model, not a curated record. Bases 1 to 2316 code for a protein of 771 amino acids. The transcript is spliced from 3 exons. NCBI's taxonomy places the organism in Eukaryota, Fungi, Ascomycota, Sordariomycetes, Hypocreales, Nectriaceae. Gene Ontology annotation, molecular function: DNA binding. Gene Ontology annotation, biological process: regulation of DNA-templated transcription.